AAACAGACACUAUCGUUAUUUCAAUCCUUGUUUUGGUGGGUCGGUUGAACACACGCGGUGUCUUCUUGAUUCGCAACGACGAUCUCGAAAUUAUGAUUUCAUCCUUCGCUUUUUGUAUGUUCGCUACCGAUUCCUUCAGCCUCCCAUGCUUACAAAAAUCUCGCCCCACUUCAUUGCUCUCUUCCUCUUCUCUUUCGACUACAGUGAAGUUGAUCCUAGUUAACACAAAACAAUGGUGAAAGCUGUAGCUGUUCUUGAGAGCAAUCGGGGAGUCAGUGGAACUGUCUUCUUUAGCCAAAAUGACAAUGGUCCAACUACGGUUACAGGAAAUAUUUCUGGCCUUAAGGCAGGGCUUCAUGGCUUCCAUGUUCAUGCCUUUGGGGACACAACAAAUGGUUGCUUAUCAACUGGGCCACAUUUCAAUCCUGAAGGCAAAGACCAUGGUGCCCCACAUGAUGAGAAUCGUCAUGUUGGUGAUCUUGGAAAUUUGGUUGCCGGGGAUGAUGGUCUGUUUAGUGCUAUUCCGCAAUGCUUUUCAUUUUCUCCCUUAAGUAAAACUUUAGGUACUGCUACUUUUUCUAUUGUUGACAAGCAGAUUUCUCUCGUCGGACCAAAUUCUGUUCUUGGAAGGUCUAUUGUUGUCCAUGCAGAUCCUGAUGAUCUUGGCAGGGGUCAAACCGAACUUAGCCUGACCACCGGCAAUGCGGGUGAGAGAAUAGGUUGUGGCGUUAUUGGGCUGCAAGAGUGAAGUACACUUUAACUUCCAUGGUUUGUGAUGACUGAUGAAGUACAGUUUAUGCAAAGCUAUAUUUUGUUUUGGAACAUCUAUGUUGUGGUUAAAAUAAGAUGGCUUCAAGUCGUGUAUCAGAAGUAGUCAAAGCAAAAUGACAGUAGUAUUGGCAUAACUUUUGUAUAUAGAAGUCUUCGUCCUAGUUGUAUUUUUAGAAAGUCGUAGUUGUAUUUUUAGGGGGGAAAAAAGUAUUUUAUCAGAUGUAAAUGAAAUUAGAAUUAAGCGCUGUUCUCUCUCAAGGUAUUAGAAAAAAAAUUAAUAGUUUCAAUAUUUUAUCAACCUCUUCAAGACAAUAUAUAUAUUUGCCCAAUCAUUUGACAUGGCAA
Benincasa hispida (wax gourd) is the source of this 1116-nucleotide messenger RNA. Its product is annotated as superoxide dismutase [Cu-Zn] 1-like. NCBI's taxonomy places the organism in Eukaryota, Viridiplantae, Streptophyta, Magnoliopsida, Cucurbitales, Cucurbitaceae. Gene Ontology annotation, molecular function: copper ion binding. The record is from RefSeq and is a predicted model, not a curated record. Gene Ontology annotation, biological process: superoxide metabolic process.